Messenger RNA from Seminavis robusta, 1989 nucleotides. NCBI's taxonomy places the organism in Eukaryota, Bacillariophyta, Bacillariophyceae, Naviculales, Naviculaceae. The record is from the annotation of a GenBank genome assembly.
AUGGCAACUCCACAGCCAAUGCAAGAUGAUUCACUGAUCAGGGCUCUGGAAAAUGAGCAACAGUAUGAGGAUACGGGUUCCGACGAAGGCCUUCCACCGGUACCCACAGAAGUUUCCCACGGGCAUCGGCAGCCCGGCCAAGAUACAGAUGUGGAGACGUGUGUUUCUUCGGUAACGGAUGUGCUGCAGAAUGCCGAUCUGUUUGUAGAUCACAUGUACCCAACUCUGAAUGCGGUUGUAGAAGAAGAGGAAUCACAUUCCAAUUUGGUGCUCAAGUCACUGAACAAGAACCUGGCUCCUACCAUAUCGACUACUACAACAGAGGAGACACAACGGCAGCAGACCUCCCAAAACCAGCAGCACGAGUCAUCGGGAGACAUGCUUAAGUCACUCAACGAAAACUCAAACCAUGCUCCAACCAUCUCUAGUUUCGGAACUGCAACCGGGGACACACAAGGGCAAAAGACCUUAACAUUCCAAAACGGGCAGCACGAUUCAUCUGGAGACAAAUCCCUAAACCAGUCAGCGGCCAAGGAAGAAUUACAAAGUAACGAGGCAGCUGUGCUCAAGGCUGCCAAAAUGGACAAGGAUGAUCAGGCUUCUUCAGCUGCCAGUAUUGCUGGAAUUGGGAGUAAGAAGCCGUCGGCCGUAAACAUAUCUGACCAGCAGCAGGAGGUUCAGAAGGGUCAGAAGGAUCAGAAGGACCUUCCUCCCAAACAAGGCAAACCAGAAGCCAAUUUGCAAUCCAAAGAAACCGCUACUAAUAGCAUCAAUCCCACAAGUGCUGUUGGUGUCGUCGAAUCAAGUGGAUCGGAUGUGCAAGCAGAAAUGCAGGCACCCCAACAACAGCCAGCUCUUAUCCGUAUCCAUCGACACCCAGUAUCAUUCCCAGGAGCCUACAGCAUUGAUGGCAUUGGUACCAGCAGUGGUAUUGGCGCUUCCAAUGAUGAUGGCAGGAUUGUCCCAGUUCCUCCAUCUACGGGUAGAGCGGAACUGAGCAAUCUCAAUGGCAACUUGGAUUCAUCAUUGAAUGACUUUUUGAUUCCUCGGAUGACACAGCUGAGAUAUUUGGCAUAUAUGGAUUUGAGUCUGAAUGGCUUGGUGGGUACCCUGCCAACUGAGUUUGGUUUGAUUAACCAGUUGACUGAAUUUUCAGCGUCAGCAAAUGCCAUCACUGGGACCAUCCCAAGUGAGCUUGGGCAACUUACUCUCAUGAGAAGCCUGCAACUAUCAGCAAACUCUCUUGUUGGCACUCUUCCCAGUGAACUUUGGUUGCUUACUUCUCUUGAAAAUUUGAACCUUGGGUCUAAUGCAGCUGGCAACUAUUUGACAGGCCGUUUGCCAAGUGAGAUUGGAUCACUAAAUUCACUACAACAGCUGAGCCUGUCGAAGAAUCUGUUUACGGGUGAAAUACCCAGUGAAUAUGGACUGCUGACGUCCCUCGAAUCGAUCCUAUUGUUUGACAACUUCCUUUCUGGUGGCUUGCCCAGUGAGGUUGGAACGAUGGCCAUGCUCAGACAUGUCUUGAUUCAAGGCAACAUGCUAUCAGGACUGCUUCCAAAUGAGCUGCAAGAGCUGACAGCUCUCGAAUGGCUUAAGCUCGAGAGCAACAACAUCUCUGGCGGCAUUCUUUCCGAGCUUGGAUUGCUGACUGGCCUUCUUGAUCUCAGACUCGGAAGCAACCAAUUCCUGGGUGGCAUUCCUACAGAGCUGGGGCAGCUAUUGUCACUACAAGAGCUUGACUUGGCUGAUUUGAUGAUGCUGACUGGAUUUGUUCCAUCAGAGUUUGUUCUCAUGGCAAGCCUGGGAUGGCUGAAUAUUUCUGGCAGCGUUGGGCUGUCCGGCACAAUGCCAGAUGAACUAUGCUUCUUUCAGAAUGCCUCUUGUACCUACAUUUGGGGCACCAAGCCUUGUUUUCUUGGUUUUGAUUGCACUGACCAGCUUUGUGGAUGUGAUUGCUUGUGCUCCAAUGAGACGUCCAAUGAGUAG